Bicyclus anynana (squinting bush brown) is the source of this 2468-nucleotide messenger RNA. RefSeq names its product tubulin glycylase 3A-like. Gene Ontology annotation, cellular component: cilium. The transcript has 3 exons. The coding region runs from base 1 to 2337 and encodes 778 amino acids. Lineage: Eukaryota; Metazoa; Arthropoda; Insecta; Lepidoptera; Nymphalidae. Gene Ontology annotation, biological process: protein polyglycylation; cilium movement; cilium assembly. Gene Ontology annotation, molecular function: protein-glycine ligase activity, initiating. The record is from RefSeq and is a predicted model, not a curated record.
AUGCCAAACGACAGCAUUUACUCAUCUGAUGGUUUGUCUUGCAAGGAAAAGUCGUAUAUAAUGUCAAGCUGUCAAAAGAAGUCUAACAGAUUUGUAGAUUUAAAAAUAUUAGCUGCACAAGCAAUAAGAAACAAGAAGAUAUUUUCAAUAAGCGGUUCUUCUAGUGCAGUAAGAAGGGCAUUAUUAGAGCGAGGUUGGGUGGAAAAAAUUCCGGCAAAUAAAAUGAACUUAUCGAAAAUUCGAACUGAUAUCUCAAGUAAAACUAAAAUACAACAUGAACUGGAAAGAAUAUGUUUAUCUAAUUUUGUUGAAAAAUAUGAUCCGAAUUUUGUUUGGCGCACAAGAGACGAGCGGCGGGACACUACUAUUGAUAUGAAUAAAGAUUGUAAUACAAUUAUUAAUAAAUUACAAAUUAAUGCAACGUGGACUUCAAAACAAGGGCUUUGUUCUUCAAUAAAAAGAAACUAUUGGUAUCAUAUAGAAGAUGUGGCUGAAGUUAGCUGUCCACGGUCAUAUAGUACCUCAGACUCCGGUGAUAUAGAAGGAUUUGUAAAAGAUUACAAAAUCACCGCAUGUACUAGCUUAUUAAAAUGGAUACUAUCAAUGGUAGCUAACGAUAGACCCGUUUUCGUCGCCACAGGACAAAUUUCUAUAAACGUUAUGGUUUUUGCUAUAAACCGUUGUAAGGAAUAUCUAUUGAGAAAGCAAAAUAAGGAUAUCGAUCGGCUUAUUCAGCCUAUUAGCAUUCGUCAAUGGGAUUCUUUUUUGAAGAAAUAUUAUUGUAUCAUAGCAAAGGAUGGCGUUUUUCAGACUGACAAAGGGAUAAAGCUGCCCGUAUAUCUCAGCUAUUCGAAAUUUUUGCUGAAAGAAAUGCACAAGUAUCGACCACAGUUAAGCUGUGAAGGUUGUCACAACAUUUGGAUAAUUAAGCCUGGUUGUUGUUCAAGGGGGCGUGGUAUCCGUAUGGCGUCUAAAUUUGGAGUAAUAAUGAAUUUAUUGAAUAAAGCAAAUACAAAGUAUGUCAUACAAAAAUAUAUUGAAGAACCUCUACUAAUAUAUGAAACAAAAUUUGAUAUCAGGCAAUAUUACCUCGUAACAAGCACAUAUCCACUGAUCAUUUGGAUGUAUAAAGAUUGCUAUUUAAAGUUUAGCUCACAAAAGUACAGCUUGAAAAAUUAUCACGAAUCAAUCCAUCUGACGAACAAUGCCGUCCAAAGAAAAUACGCCAACUGUGAAGGAAGACAUACAGACUUGCCACAUAAUAACAUGUGGGACCUCAAUAAGUACAAAUCAUAUUUGAAUAAACUUGGCAAAGACGAUGUCUGGGAUACGAUAAUUUAUCCGGGAAUGAAAAGGUCCAUCAUUAGUAUCAUGCUCAGUUCCCAGGACUCCCUGUCUGUGAGCAAGAAUCGUUUUGAAUUGUACGGGUGUGAUUUUAUACUGGACAAAGAAUACAAACCGUGGCUUAUAGAAAUCAAUUCUUGUCCAGAUUUAAAUCACACCACGCAAGUUACAGCUCAAAUUUGUCCAGCGGUCCAAUCGGAUAUAAUAAAAGUUGUCAUUGACUAUGCCAGUAAUCCAAAAGCUUCCACGGGUAGAUUUGAACGCAUCUAUCGACAGCCUGUGACCAUGCCACAAUAUGGUAACGCUGCUGAUUUGUCUCUACGCGGAUAUUCGUUGCCCUUAGAUUAUUUUUACAAAGGAAACAUUGAGGUACAAGAAAUGUAUGAAGACACCAAAAUUGGCAAAGAGAAUGACGUUAAAGAAGUGCGGAAAUUAUUAAAAGAAGCCUAUAACACGGAAAUGAUAAUGAAACAGCCGGAGGAAGAUUUUACAUUUCCCGAUAAAAAGGAAAAGGAUACGUGUACACAUAAAACUUUAUCUGAAUACGAAAUGGAGGUGACAGCUAGUGCCGUUAACAAGCAACUUGAUAAAUUGAUGGAAAGAAUUCCAUCUGAUUAUAGUUUCAGCGACAAAUGUGGCUUGAAGCUUAAUCCAUCUUUGUCUUUAAAUCCAAUACAGAAAGUUUGCAGCGUUACUAACCUUCAUAGUCUUGUAAAGAACUCUGUUAGUCGUGUAACGAUAUUGGACGAUCUGAUCAAGACUUUUAAUUUUAGCAAAUUGGACGAUGGACCUCACGGUAAAGGUAGUAUUGUUGACUACGGCCCAAUACAGCAAAUUCAUUUUAAUCGUUUGAAUGCACUUGAUGAUGGUAAAAAUGUUACAAAGCCAAAUCACGUGGAGUUUAAUAACCUUACACAAGUUGUUAAGAGUGCAACUGCCGAAAUAGUGUCUUUUAUUAAUAAUAAAGAAAAAGAGUACCUUUCGAAAAUAUAAAACCAUUGCCUUCCCAAUUUUGCUUACUUUAACAACCUCUCCGACGUUUAUAUUUUAAUAUCAUCAUAAUAACAGCCGAAUGCACGUUCACAGCUGGAUAUAAUCCUUUUGUAGGAACUUCCAAACACCAA